CGAUAAAAGAAAUGUUUAUAAACAACAACCUGCCACCGAAGAACAGAAGAAAAAAUUAAAAGGUAAACGGGCUGAUUAUAUUCUCUACCAAUCAGGAACCACUAAUCCUUUAAUUGUUAUUGAGGCAAAGAAACCAACUGAAGACAUUUACCAAGCCUUAGAGCAAGGAGUUAACUACGCUAAAAAUAUUGAAGCACCUUUGGUUAUUGCUACUAAUGGCGAGUUUACUAAGGUUUACCAUAUUAAUUUUAAGAAAACCUUAACUCGUAAUGGAGAAGAGGUAAAAGAUUUCUUUACUGAAAAAGAGGCUUUAAGAUUCAUUGAACAACCACACUUAAUUACCAAAGAAAACAAAGUUAUUUUAUCUCGUCAAGAACUAAUCAAAGUUUUUGCCGAAGCAAAUAAAUUCGAAAUUGAAGAAGAAAAAGAAAAAUCUGCUGUUGAAAAGAAGCAUUUGUGA
This is a messenger RNA of Ambispora leptoticha, 460 nucleotides long. NCBI's taxonomy places the organism in Eukaryota, Fungi, Glomeromycota, Glomeromycetes, Archaeosporales, Ambisporaceae. The record is from the annotation of a GenBank genome assembly.